This is a messenger RNA of Carassius auratus (goldfish), 9088 nucleotides long. RefSeq names its product splicing factor proline/glutamine-rich (gene sfpq). Bases 1 to 1800 code for a protein of 599 amino acids. NCBI's taxonomy places the organism in Eukaryota, Metazoa, Chordata, Actinopteri, Cypriniformes, Cyprinidae. Gene Ontology annotation, molecular function: RNA binding. The record is from RefSeq and is a predicted model, not a curated record. The transcript is spliced from 10 exons.
AUGUCUCGUGACCGGUCCCGUAACCGUGGAGGAUUCCAGCACCGAGGCCGCGGAGGAAUCGGCAUGCGCGGCGGUAUGGGAAACCCAAAUUUUAGAAAUCAAAACCAGUAUCCUUAUCAGAACCGAGGAGCCCAUAUGGGUGGCGGGUUUAAGCCGAAUUUGGGAAACCAACCCACCCAGGCGUCUACACCACAGAAGCCGCAAGAAUCCAAUCAAAACAAACCAGCGGUGCAGACACCUCCGGCGCAAGCCCCUGUCCUGCCCCAGCAGAGCAACAACAAAGGCCCGUCGCCACAACCGACCGCCGUUCCCGCUCAGCCGAAGAUCCAGUCUCCACCGCCGCAGAAUACCGUGAAGACCCCGGACCUCGUAUCCCCACAGAACCAGCCCAGAAAGAUUCAACCCGCCCAAGGUGUGAUGGGAAAUGGCCAAAAACCGCCUGUUCCCGUGAUGAAAGCCCCAGAGCAGACACCACCACCACCACCACAACAACAACAACCACCGAUCACCAAGAGUGAGGACAGCUCUCAGCCUCAGGAAUUGAGAGCGACGCUGUCUUUGCUGCGCAAGCCCGGGGAGAAGACCUACACUCAGCGCUGCCGUCUGUUUAUUGGGAACCUCCCAAACGACAUCACUGAACCUGAAUUCAGGAAAUUGUUUGCAAAGUAUGGCGUGCCCAGUGAGAUUUUCAUCAAUCAAAGCAAAGGGUUUGGAUUUAUCAGACUGGAAUCCCGUGCCUUGGCAGAGAUCGCAAAAGCUGAGCUGGAUGAUAUCCCAAUGAAAGGCAGACCACUUAGAGUUCGUUUUGCCACUCAUUCUGCCGCACUUUCUGUGCGCAACUUGUCUCCAUAUGUGUCCAAUGAACUGCUGGAAGAAGCCUUCUCUCAGUUUGGGAUGGUGGAGAGGGCUGUAGUUAUCGUAGACGACCGUGGCCGCUCCACUGGGAAGGGCAUUGUUGAAUUUUCUUCCAAGCCAGCUGCACGGAAGGCCCUCGAUCGGAUCAGUGAUGGAGUGUUCCUUCUCACAUCGGCACCCCGUCCAAUUGUGGUUGAAUUGUUAGAACAAUAUGAUGAGGAGGACGGUUUGCCAGAGAAACUUGCACAGAAGAACCCCAGCUAUCAGAAGGAGCGAGAGCAACCUCCUCGGUUCGCCCGUCCUGGUACCUUUGAGUUUGAAUACUCGCAACGAUGGAAGUCUCUUGAUGAGAUGGAGAAACAACAGAGGCAACAAGUGGAGAAGAACAUUCGUGAGGCCCGUGAGAAGCUGGAAGGAGAGAUGGAAGAUGCUUAUCAUGAGCACCAAGCAAACAUGCUCAGACAGGACCUUCUUAGACGUCAGGAGGAACUCCGCCGCAUGGAAGAGUUGCACAGUCAGGAGAUGCAGAAGCGUAAAGAGAUGCAGCUCAGGCAAGAAGAGGAACGCCGUAGGAGAGAGGAGGAGAUGAUGCGGCAGAGAGAAAUGGAGGAACAGAUGAGGCGCAAACGUGAGGAGUCUUACAGAAUGGGCGGCUUUAUGGAUAAUAGAGACAGGGAGAUGAGAAUGAAUUCCAGUGGAGGCCUGGGGUUGGCUGAUAUGCCAUUUGGGUCACCUAGCCAGAAGUUUCCAUUGACCGGAAUGAACUUUGAAGGACACCAGGGAAUGGGGGGAACAACACCUGGGGGCAUGGCGCCCAACGAAAUGCGCAAUGAGCGUUUCCCGCAAGGUGGCCAAGGGGGUCCAAGGGGCAUGGGUGCUGGAAACCCAGGAUUUGGCAGGGUCCGUGAGGAAUAUGAAGGAGCUGCCAAGAAGCCACGCUUCUGAUCUGGCACUAUAAAAUCAAAGUUUGUGUGUGGAAAUCCAGAGGCUCGGUUCUGGAAUCACAAUUGAUGUAUUUAAGUUUAAAGAAGUUUUAGCCUGAAAACUCAUCCCAUUUGUGGCAAUAUUUUUUUUUUCGUCCUGUUUUUAUUUUGUAUUCUUAAUAGGUAAUAUAGUGAAACCAUUGAAGCCAGCAGUGGCUCAGUGCUACCAACAUGUAAUCCUCUUUCUUACUAGUCUAUCUUGUCAUGUUACUUGUGUUAUACUGGUGAAUAUUGUAAAUUGUUCUGAUCUCACUAUGGCUGUGUUCUGUGCCAUUCACAUCUAAAAUAAUACAUGUACAUUUUCAAUAAAGAGUGCAGUUGGUUCUCCAAAACCCCAAUCAGGUGUUCUUGGCACAAUGAUUAAAUUUAUGAAGUGUCAGACAUCUGACAUCUGAUACAUUUUAUAGGCAUUUAGGUUUAUUUAUUUUUUAGUUGUUGCAUAUGGAUCCCUUUUAUAUUACAGUUUAAAGGUCAGAUUUAUUGGUAAAUUUGAACAACUUGGCUAUUAAGGUAAAUAUGGUUCGAUGGUCUUUUAUCAGUUUUCAUUUUGAUUAUGAAAUUGGCUAAAGCUUAAACUGUUAGCUUGACUUAUUUUCUUAUUAUUUUGACUAUUUGACUUGGUUUCAUUGGUUAACCAGUUGUGCCCAUCUCACACAUACACCGAUUGCAGUGCGUAUGCCGCCCAUGUGUGGUUCUUACGCAAUGCAGAAGAGGCACUGGCACAUUCUGCUUUCACAAAUGACGUGCUUGUCGUCUGCUACUGAUCAGUAGCUGUAUACCACAAACAAAUUUAAUCCAUUGACUUAAUUUCAAAAUCCAAACAGUUUUACUGAUAUGCUUUUUCAGUAUUGUGAUUUUCUAUUGUACAGUAAUACAAUCUUUCAUAGAUGUAAUCACAAUAUAAAAAAUAUAUUAAUUAAGUUGCUAGAGUGGCAAAACCUUUAAACAUAGCCUACAAGCUUUAAGCAUUUUAAAUGCAAAGUUACCAUUGACAGACGCAGUCAAAUCUUAUGAUAGCUUUUGCAUUUAAAACUUUAUAAGUCAUCUUGCUGGUUGUAAAGAAUUUAGUUUCUGCUACGUCCAUGAGUGCCAUCCAUUGUCACCUCGUUGGGCACGUUUUCUUGCUGUAAACCUAGCCAAAAAGCCAUGUGUUGACUGAAUCAUGCAGUUGAAUUAUGCAUUUGUGGUGUAAUUUCAAAAGUAUUGUAAAAAUCCAUGUACAUUUUUACUGCAAAUAAUGCCCUGUCACUUUCAUCCAGCGCAUAGGAAUGAUUUGUACGAGAAAGAGCGCUGCAGAUGACCGCUCCAAAAACAUUGUUGGACCACAUCAUUGUGCAGUGUGAAUGCUCUCACCUGCUAGCAUGAGUAAAAAUACACACCGCAAACAAAGUGUGUGUAAAAUAGGCUUUAACCCCAGUCGGCUCUAGAACUUUCCCUCUAACACACAUCGUUAUAACAUAUACAUAAUAGUAAUACAUUUUUAUAAAAAGAAAAAAAACAGGCUUUAAGCUGCAGAAGAAGAGAUAACUGGAUUGAAAUUUUAGAAAACUCUUAGCUACCUGUUGGAUUUUGGAUACACUGAACAAAAAACAGUACACUCCUUUCAGAAGCAUAUUUUGAGGUGUAUGCAGCAUUUUACUUCCACAGAAUUGUGUGAAAAUGUCUGUGCUCGGUUUAAAUCUUAUUCUUCUAAUCCAUUUUAGAAUGUUGAUUUUUAUUUUGUACAGUUUAUACUGGACAAAGCUGCAGUUUUAGUCUGUUUUGUGACUAUUUGUUUAAGUUUUCUUUUUGCUGCAAAUCUAUGAAUUUGCUGAUUUUUAAAUUCAUUUACAUCAACUUUAUGUAGUCUUGUGGGGUUUCUUUUGUGAUUACUACCAAAAACCAUAUUUAAUAUCACUGUCGUUUUUAUAGUGGAUGGCAGUACACAUGCAUUUGUUGCAGCCAUAAAGCAGUCUGCCCUUAUCACUGACUUUUGUACCAGCUCACCAAACUUGCAUGCACCCAGAACAGACAUUUGGACAAGACAAGCCAUUUGCCUAAUUAGAAGUCACAGGGUUCCCACAGGUCCAUAAAGUCUUAAAUUUACUUGUGCAGUUUAAGACAUGUUAUGACUUUAAAUUUGAAAUAAGAAAGUCUUAAUUAUGAUUUCAAGAGGUCUUAAAUUUGGGACCAGAAUUGCGAUUACAGCUAAAUAUGACAAUUAAACUUCAAAAUACUUUUUGAUUUCAUUUAAAAUAAGUGCUGUACAUUCAAAGUCAUUUGCUGCCUGCUUUGUGUAGUGCAGUUACCAGGGAAACAUUUGAAGGUCUGCAGUUCCAUAAGCGCCUCCUGCAGGCAGAGAAUGAAUGUGAAUUUUCAAUAUGCCUGUUUCUCUGAAGGUCCUUCCUGCAAUACCAGCGUGGUUUCAGGACUGCAUUUCGAGGAUCCCAUAGAUUAUUUUUUUUACUUUUUUUUUUUUUGUUUUUGUUUGUAUCAGCAGCUCAUACUAUUUUAUCGCACUUGCUAUUAUUUUCCUAAGCAACUCCUAACCCUAAACAUACCCUCUUGAAACAUUUUACCUAAUUUAUAUCAUUGUUAUAUAUAUGUUUUGGUUUUACAUUGUUUUCUUGUAAGGAAAUAAUUAAAUGUGAAUCUACAGUUUAUUAGCCAGCUUCAUGUCUGAUGAGUGACCCACUUAAAGUGCAGUAAAUGUUAUAACAAUUGCAAUAAAAAUAGUUUUUUUUGUUUGUUUGUUUUUUACUUUAAUGUAAAAUCAUUUGAAUACAAAUACUAAUUUACAACAUCCAGCAGCACAGUGAAAGGUUUUGCACAGCUGCAAAAGUGGAGAUUGCUGACACACCCCCUCUAUUCGAACACUCAAGUUCACGCCUGCUCUUACAUUGAAAAGAAGUUGGACAGAUGGAAAAAAAUGAAUCGUUUCCAUGGAUCUGGUCUUUGCAUCUUUUGAAUCCAGUAUCCUCUGUCGGAAUAGAAUUGGCUAGAUAAGAGCUGUCCCAAAAAGUAGGGUCCUAGAACGCAGGAACAUAGGGUUGUUUUUUCUGGUUACAAUAACCUGGGAUUACUCAAAAUGUGUAUUUUAAAGUUAACCAGUUCACAGGAAGUAUAAUUUGCUUUUUGGUUUAAAAGAACUUCUUAAUAGGAAAUUUGAAAUGGAAUGGAAAUUAGAGAUUAUACCGUACAGAAACUAAAAUAUACUCGCUAAUACACACUAUAUACACAGUCACACAAUACUGAUGUUGUUAACAUUUUAAGAACAAAGUAUAACAAUAAUAAUAUGCUCUGUUUGAAGUAAUUUAUUGAACUGAUUUUUACAUUUAAUCACCAUUGUAGCACGAUUUAUUGUAAUGCUUUUCCCCUCAGUUGGUCAGUACAAACAUGGCUGACAUUUUACUUGUUUAGAUGACAAUAUCAGGUGAAAAUUCUUAUUUGGGUCUUGAAUCAGUGUUUCCAAAGUACAGUAUCCACACCGUGGAUCUCAUGGUGACAGACGACCACAUUCAUAACUGCAGUUGCAGGUUUUCAAACCGAGAUUGCAACAAAGAGGAAAAACAUGCGGACUGCAGCUUUGAUGAGGUUGAGGAAGCUCAUUCAGAUGCUGUUAACCCUGGAAAAAAUUACACCAUUUGCCUUUAACUCAGGUGUUAAAAAGCAAAUCUGUGAUUCACAUGUUCACUGAAUUGGCAUACAGCACUUUGGCUCUUGAGAGACACAUUGGAAACUUGAAACUUUAAUAGCUAUCCUGAUUAAUGUUUUAGAGAUGAUUUUGGUGCAUAUUGCCCUUCCUUAGUUCUUAUGCAACAAGUGAAAGUUAAUAACCUGUGUAGAAUUCACAAAACACACAGACACUUUUUUUAUUAUUAAGUAGCAUUGUUAUUUAAUUUAAUAAUAAAAAAAUUUAGGUGUUACGAAUUUUGUUUGUUUUUCAUUUUUUUAUAUAUAUAAAUAGUUAAGAUGGUUGUCUCCAAUUAAAAAAAAAAAUUAUAAUAAUAACGUGUAGUAUCCACAGUAAUCCAAUUUAUGGAUUAUUUGUAUUGUCUUAUGGAUUCAUUGUUCUGCAGUUGAAACAAAAUGCUAAAUACUUUGCUAAUUUAUUUUUCAUUAUGCCCAGACAGUGAAAUUGAGUUCUUUGCUUUACUCUCUUGGUCUUUGUGAUUGAGAGGUGCACCGUAGAUUAAUAUUUCUGUAAAUAACUUAAUGACAACCAUAAUUUUGCUACUAUUAUUAUAUAACUUUUUUUUACCAAUAACAGCCAAUAAUGGUUCUCCAACGUACCCUUUAUACUUUUGGGUUAGUAUAAUUGUAACACAUUGCAUUUUUAUAUUAAAGCUUGACUUCUGUAUUAUAUUUGUAUUUGACAAUUAUCCAAUACUUGGAUUAACAAUGCAUUUAUACCUAGUCAUUAUUUAUUAUUAUUAUUAUUAUUAAUAACUAAAUUAAUUUUUUCACCUUGCAUGAUGUGAAACCUACAUCAUUUUGGAUUUUACACUUCACAUGUGUUUAAAAGAAAUCUUAAUACUCCUGCAUUGGGUAAUUUACAGGUAACUUUACUUUUAGUAUUGCCUUGAAGACUACUAAUAAAAUUGUCUUCUGCAUCGUUUUCUUACAACAUUUUACGAUUUUUGAAAACUUGGUAGCAUGAUUAAAUCAAAUUUGUCUUAAUUUGAAAGCCAUGUGUAAUUUGAGUAUCUUAAUUCUUAGAGAACAGUGUUCUUUUUUUCUUAUUUAAAUCUUUAAAUCACAUGGCUUAUUUAAGAUAAUUUCAACAUCAAGAAUGGAGCUGGAAAAAAGGUAAUUUCACAUGCAGAUUUUCUCAGAUACAUUGUGGAAGAAAUGUUAUUGUUUAUUGUGUUGGUUUUCUAUGCAAUUUUUUUUUUUCUUAACAGGUUUGGUCGUGACUUCCGAAGUAUCGUCAAGUUUGGAACUUUUUUGGGAUUUUAGCCAUUUAUCCACUGUUCUAUUUAGCUUUAUAUGGCAUGCACCAGCUGUCUGAUGCAUAAUGGUCUCAAAAUGGCAAAAAAAUAGCUUUUUCACAAUACAAGGCUUUAGUCUGAUUGGCUGUCUUUCAAUUACCUGGAGUCAGGGGGUUUAGGUUUUGAACAGUCCACCUGAGAAAUAUUUACAAGUUCUCAAUCUUCCGUGAGAACUAUAAAGGAAGAAUAAGUCGCUGGAUUUGCCAUAAUUUUUAAAGCUUUAAUACACUUGGUAGCAAGUAGACGAUGCAUUAUUGAUCCUGCCAGUAUUACCCCUUUUCCAUCAGCAUGAACCAGGUGCUAAUUCAGAGCCAGUGCUAUUGCCAGUUCGGAGUUGGUUUGACUGACAAGCCUUCUAAGAACCGAUUUGCCUUUUCAUCAGCUAGAGAGCCACCACAGAGCCAGGUCUUAUGUCACUGAAUCAUCAUCUGAAUAGGUCUCAUUUCCCUUAGUAAUGCUAUUGUGGCAGAGCCAAACACAAUGUUUCUUCAUUCUGGAUGCAACGGCACCAGGCGGACUGAUCAGUGUACCACACAGAGUUGCUGCCGGACCAUUCCAAAAGCGUAAAGAGCUGUCUGCUUUGAUGGACCCCGAACAAGCCUAAACACACUAUCAACAGUGGUGGAUGUUUUGUUGCUAUUGAUGUUAAUGGUUUUGCGAACCUACAUCUGCAUUCAGACAUGGCGAAUCUAACAAGCUUAUGUAUAACUGUUAUUACAAAUAUGGCAGUCAGAAGAUUGUUCAUCUUUUUGGUCACUGUAACCCCCAGCCCCUGACAUAAGCAUACUUUAUUCUAGCCCAGCAAUGUUUUAGUGCUACUUACAAGCCACAUUUCCUAGGUUCGGAGCUGGUAAAAAAAAAAAAGCAGACUUGAAACUAGGCUCUGGCUCCGAACCAGCACUCAAACUGCCUUUGUGGAAAAGAGGUAUCAGUUACACAUAAUCUUAGUUAUAUCUCUUCUUAAACACAAUGUGGUAAAAUAUACCAAGGUUGGCCACUUCAUGUCACAAACACGUGUAAAGCAACACAGUUUCAUCAAGGCACGGUGGCUCUUUCAGCACAGAAGCAAAAGAGAAAAACCAUUUACUUUUGUACAAUUAUGAAACAUUGCUGGGUCACAAAUUCCCCUUGAAUCUCGAACUUCAACAAAAAAAAGUGUUUCUCUCGGUGCUGCUACUACUUGCAGGGAUGCUGAGUAUACUUUGGGUCAGUCUUGACAGUACCCGGAAAACUCUGCUGUUGUUUUUCCACCAACCCAAUAGAUCCCACUCCUCUUCCAUGUCGUGGUUGCGGCUGAUGUAUUUGUGAACUUCAUUAACACUUAUUGAGGGGCAUGUUGACACCCUCCUCAAACUCUGCUACUACAGUCUUGCUUCUUUUAGUUGCCGGUUCAACAGCUGGCUCACCACCACUGGAUAAAGCUAACUAUCCGACCCCUGGCAUCUUGGUGGAUAUCCUUUCAUUCAGGUUGAGACGGCAUGCAAAGUUGACAAUUUUUGCCACAGAAAUAUGGCAAGUUUUAUGCAGCCUCUCGAUUUAGAUUUUGCGAUUCAGCCAUUUAAGGAGUCUGUCCCCUGGUGUGGAAUGGCCUGGUGUGGAAUGUCUAAAGUCACAGGCCUGUAGUGACAUUUAAGCCACUUAUGCCACAAAACUGUUCUUGCGGUGAUCGCCAGUCCAGAUGACCGUGAUCAUCCCAAUAUUAAUGUCUCCCAUAAUAACCAAUAUUUCUUUGACCACUGUCUGAUGUUUUGAUGGGUAUAAAUAGGUUGGUAAGCCCCCAUGUUUAUUAGGUCUUGCUCUGGGUUGAUAAAACCUUUUACCGCAACAGUAUGAAAUGGACUGAUAUCGCGCCAACAAAACUAAUUUUUCUGUGAAAUUGGAUUUUACUGAAGCUGACACAGACUUAGCUGGUGGAGAUAAACAGUCUGAAAACUGAUGUCUUGUUUGUAGCUACUAGUGGACAGACCUGCUGUUGAGCGAGUGAAGCCAAGGUCAGUGUGUCACUGUAAAGAUGAACCUGUCUUCUUACUGUCGUAAGCCAAAUCACUUUUGCAAGCCCUAGACUGCACUGCACAGAUCCGCUGAGCUCUUUAUUGCUUGUAAGGACAAGUUUAUAUUUCCACUAUAGUGCAGCUUUUCCUGCAUAGUUUGGCAUCAUCAUAAGUUUCCCCUCAAUAAAUUUAUUGCAAUCAUCUUGUCUUCUGUGUUGUGAGAGGAAAAAGCAUGUCAAAGCAGAUCGGGAACAUUUGUGCUAAAGGUAUAUGAAAGUAAAAAAAAAAA